This is a messenger RNA of Toxotes jaculatrix (banded archerfish), 1704 nucleotides long. Its product is annotated as 4-galactosyl-N-acetylglucosaminide 3-alpha-L-fucosyltransferase 9-like. The record is from RefSeq and is a predicted model, not a curated record. Bases 168 to 1343 code for a protein of 391 amino acids. NCBI's taxonomy places the organism in Eukaryota, Metazoa, Chordata, Actinopteri, Toxotidae. Gene Ontology annotation, molecular function: alpha-(1->3)-fucosyltransferase activity. Gene Ontology annotation, cellular component: membrane. The transcript has 2 exons.
UGACGUACCAGCUUGUCGAAUAAGGAAGAACAUUUAAGACUCACAACCUUCGGAAAACUUGCGGAAAAGGACUCUCUCUUGCGAAUCUUGCAUUUACAGGAUCUGCAUAGUCAAAAAAAAAGUUCAACUGUAUUUUUUACCUGUGUUUCUCUGUCAAGGGGUGAGCCAUGUCCUCCUCAGGCUGUCAGAAGAACUUUCUGCGCCAGUUUGCCUUCAGCUGCGUAGCAGUGCUGUUUUUUAUAAUCCUUUUUUUUACAUACUACAAGCUUGAAAUCAAGUUUCCUUCUCUUAGUAGUUUCAUGCAGAAAGACAGUCAUUCUUGUCCAAUAGUUCUGUGUGCAGGGGAAGCACAAACCCAAGACUCAAUCCCAAACUGUUCCUUGGAGCACAACAUCAACCCACCUCACAAUGACACCCAGAAGAGCCAGGCUGCAGCAGUGGAUGCUGAGACUGACACUGUUCUGUUGAUCUGGAUGUGGCCAUUUGGCCACAAAUAUGAUCUAAGCUGCAGUGCAUUCGAUAUCACAAGAUGCCACUUGACAGAUGACAAGUCUCUUUACCAUGUAGCCCAUGGGGUUCUCUUCCACCACAGGGACAUGAAUGGAAAUCUACAACACUUGCCCAAAGCACCACGUCCCUGGUUUCAGAAAUGGGUGUGGUUUAAUAUGGAGUCACCUGCAAACUCAGCUCCAAUCCCUAAACUCAAUCACCUAUUCAACUUGACGUGCAAUUAUCGCCUCGAUUCAAACAUUCCUGUGCCUUAUGGGCAUUUGGUGCCACUAACAUCUGCAGACAAGAGAUUUGAACUGCCAGCAAAAAACAAGUUGGUCUGCUGGAUUGUGAGCAACUGGAAUGAGCGGUCCAAAAGAGUUCAAUUCUACAAUGAACUGAAAAAACAUAUCCAGAUUAAUUCUUAUGGGAAGGCUUUUGGCCAAACUCUAAGUGAUGAAGACUAUUUGAAGAUAGUACCUAGUUGUAAAUUCUAUCUCUCCUUUGAAAACUCUGUUUACAAAGACUACAUUACAGAGAAGCUAUACAGGCCUAUGAGGCUAGGAAGUGUACCAGUAGUUCUGGGGUCUUCAAGACAAAAUUAUGAGGAUCAUAUCCCAGCUGAUUCUUUCAUUCAUGUCGACGACUUUUCCACUGCACAGGAGCUAGCAAAGAGGCUUCUUUAUCUUGACCAGAAUAAUUCUGAAUAUAUGAAAUACUUUGACUGGACAAACAAGUUUAAAGUUAAAAUGUCUUGGUUUGGCAGAGAACACGCCUGCAGAACGUGUAGUUACUUACAAAGAAAGAGAGGAUACCAAGCUUUUCAUGAUCUUAACAAAUGGUAUUGGGGUUAACAGUACAAAAAGCAUUGCUAAAUUACAUUGGAGUGUGGGACACUGACAAGAAUGGGCUAAAAGUAAUAGACUUCAAUGGUUCAAUCAGAAUUUUCUACAUUUUCUUCAGAAAAAAAGUAUGCCAUGAGAAUAACUUGUAUAUAUUGUGGAUUUGAUUUAUUUCUUUGCUGGAGGUGUAAUAAUAUACUCAACUGUGAAAUGUCUAAGAAAUUACAGAAAGUCUGCAGUGAUUGUAACCUUGUCAUGUAACGAUGUUAUUUCAUUUGUUUUGUACAUAUUUUUAGAUUGCUGGAAUUUUGUUUCUGUCGUUCUUACAACUGAAGACAAGUCUUUACUUAUCUUUAAAAUGAAAUAAUUUAUC